AUGAGCGAGUCCCAGGCGGGUCUUAGGCAAAUCAUGAGUGAGUCCCAGGCAGGUCCUAAGUGGGUUCUGGUCAAGUCCCGGACAGGUCCAGGGCGGGUCUCGGUCAAGUCCCGAGCAGGUCCCAAUCAAGUUCCGGCAGGGUCCCGGUCAAGUCCCGUGCGGGUACCGGACGAAUCCUGGUCAAGUCCCGGGCAGGUCACCGUCAAGUCCCGGACAGAUCUUGGUCAGGUCCUAGGCGGGGUCAAGUCCCGGGCGGGUUCCGGGCAGGUCCUGGUCAAAAAUUUGACAUUUGAUAUUAAUGCAGAGGGCUCUCAGCCAUGUUCAACUUCUACGCUUGUACCUGAGAACGGUAACAAAAGGUCACGACAAAAAAAGAAGAAAUAUUGUCCUAAGGUGGUCAGUGAAGGCAAACCAAAAAAGACUCCAAAACCUAAAACACCUAAACCUGCAAAUCUAAAGCGUGCUUCUGCUUCUGCUAAGAAAAAGAAAAACAAUUCCGUUAAGCGGACUUUAAUUUUUGACACCCAAGAUGACAUGGAAAAACCUGAGAGUGGUGCUCUUGAUUCUUCUCAAUGCAGCAAUCAUAGAGAAAUAGUUAACACUAUAACAGAGAAGCAAGAACACCCUAACCAAUCAUUCCAAGUAGAUCAAUGUUGCACUACUGGCAGAAGAAUAGGACCCAAUUUUCCACAGUUAUGGAAGAAAAGAAGGGUCGGGAGAAGUUGCAGGAAAAAUAUGGCCACCAUUAUUUUGUCUUUGUGCCAACCAGAAGCUAAGAGAACAAAGAAGUCUAACAUGUACACUCGGCACAACACAGCUGACUUGAUAAUUGCACCAUGGCCUAUACUUGAAACAAAAAAGAAGAAUAGAUCCAAAGGGUGCACUCGUAGAAGGAGCAACUUAACUGCACUUCCAGUCUGCAAUCAACUACAAAGUGGAAGGCAAGAACAAAAGCUUGAGAUUUCCCAUGGACCUGAAACUCGGAAGGAUGCUUUUGUCAAUUCAGAAUUUUAUGCUGGAAAAAGUGAAGGAAGCCUAGCCAAGGAUUCAGAUUUUCAGCUCAGAGGUACAUUCCAUUUGCCAGAAACUACUUAUUGGAUAGUAUUGAUUCCUAAUCAUCAUUUAUUUGAUCCAGGUAAACAGGAAGAAAGCAUCAAUGUCCUUGUGGAGAAACUUGGGGGUGAUGGACAAAAUCAUCUCCUGGAGCAAGAUCAAAAUUCAUAUGGUCCUAACAGUGGGCAUGGCACAGUAGUUUCCUUGGAGGAACAAGAACAGAUUGCAAAUGGUCCUAACAACAAUGGGCAUGGCACAGUAGUUUCCUUGGAGGAACAAGAACAGAUUGCAAAUGGUCCUAACAACAGUGGGCAUGGCAUACUAGUUCCCUAUCAAGAACAAGACCAAAAUGGACAAGAUCCUACCAGCAUUGGUACACUAGUUCCCUACUAUGAGGAGCAAGAUCAGAAUGCACAUGAUCUUACCAGCAGUCACACUUUAGUUCCAUAUGAGGGACCAUUCAACCCUAUCAAGAAACAACGAGUACUGGCCAAAGUCAACCUUGAUCCAGAGACAAUUAUGGUUUGGAAGCAGUUAAUGGAUUACAAAUCUAGUGAAGGUGAAACAAAAGCAAAUGAGGAAAAGGAGAAAUGGUGGGCUGAAGAAAGAAAUGUUUUUAGUGGACGGGUAAACGCAUUUAUUGCCAUCAUGAAUGACAUCCAAGGGGAUAGACAUUUCACACCAUGGAAAGGUUCAGUUGUCGACUCUGUGGUUGGAGUUUUUUUAACUCAAAAUGUGGCCGACCACCUUUCAAGCAAUGCCUUCUUGUCACUUGCCGCUAAGUUCCCCUCAAGUAACCACCGAGGAAGCCAAGAAUCUGUGGGAAGCAACGGGACAACAUAUGAUUCAAAAGGGAAUGAGUUCAUUGUUUCUGAACCUGAACCUCAACCUGAUAUGAGUUAUGGAUUGGAAAAUGGAACAGAGAUCCUAACAGAGAUGUCAGAAGGACCGAGCUUAGAAACUAGUUUACUAUGCUCUGACAUUAUAAAUGACCUCAAACUUAACCACCAAGGUGCUUAUGCAUUUGAACUUCCACUUUUCCCCACAAAUCCAGAGUUCAAUUCACAAGAAGAAAGUGGGAUAGAAACCAACCCACAUGCCUGCCAUGAAAAUGAAAGCUCGGUUGAUGAAAAGGCACAAAGUCAGAAGAGAAAGAUGCAACCAGCCAAUGAUGCCAAUACCAUGAAAAAGAAAGGGAGGAAAGGGAGAAAGACAAACCUAAAAGAAGAAAAACUUUCUUCUGACAUGGCAUUUGAUGAGACAAAGGCAGCUGCUACUCGGGGAAAAAAGAAGAUUAAAAAGGUAGAGGAAGAAAUUGACUGGGAUGAACUAAGGAGAACUUAUUCCUCAGCCAAACCAAGAGGUAGCAAUCAAAUGGAUUCUGUGGAUUGGGAGGCUGUUAGGUGUGCAGAACAUAAAGAUGUUGCCGAUGCGAUCAAAGAACGUGGCCAGCACAACAUCAUUGCAGGAAGAAUCCAGGACUUCCUUAAUAAAGUGGUUAAGCUACACAAAAGCAUUGACCUUGAAUGGUUAAGAAAUGUUCCAGCUGAUUUAGCAAAGAAAUACCUUCUGGAAGUAAAUGGACUGGGGUUGAAGAGUGUGGAAUGCGUACGGCUUUUAUGCCUUCAGAAUAUUGCCUUCCCUGUGGAUACAAAUGUUGGGCGGAUAUCAGUGCGUCUAGGAUGGGUCCCCCUCCAACCAUUGCCUGGAAACCUCCAAAUACAUCUUCUAGAACAGUACCCAGUGAUGGAUACUGUUCAGAAAUAUCUAUGGCCCCGACUAUGUACACUUGACCAAGGAACAUUGUAUGAACUGCAUUAUCAAAUGAUAACCUUUGGAAAGGUCUUCUGCACAAAGAAAAAUCCAAAUUGCAAUGCUUGUCCAAUGAAGGGAGAUUGCAGACACUAUGGAAGUGCAUUUGCAAGUGCAACGCUUGCCCUACCAGCACCUGAAGAGAAAAGUAUAGUGGUUCACAGUAUGACAGGUGAAACACUUAAUCUGGUUUCCAACAGAACACCGCUAUCUAUUCUUGAGGCCAACCCAUUUCCAGGAUCAGGAAGCCAAGCCAAGAACUUUGAACCUAUCGUUGAGGAGCCACCAUCACCAGAGCCAGAAUGUACAGAACUGCCAGAAAUUGAAGAUUUUUUUCGUGAUCCUGAUGAAAUCCCUACAAUCAAACUUGGCGUUGACAAGUUCAAAGCCUAUUUACAGAAUCUGGAUGAGAAUCACGUUGUUAUUCAUGACAAUAAUAUGUCAAGAGCUUUGGUUGCUUUAACUGCAGAAGCUGCUUCCAUCCCGAUGCCCAAACUCAAGAGUGUUAGUCGCUUAAGGACUGAACACCUAGUCUAUGCACUUCCGGAUUACCAUCCUCUUCUCACAGUAACAGGGCUAGACAAACGAGAAGAUGAUGAUCCAUGCCCAUACCUUCUUGCCAUAUGGAAUGCAGGUGAAACUGCAAAUUCAUUUGAGCCGCCCACGAAACAAUGUAAUUCCGAGUUUGGAGAACUUUGUAAUGAGGAAAAAUGUUUUUCCUGCAAUAGUACUCGAGAACAAAAUUCUAACAUAAUUCGUGGAACAAUUUUGAUACCCUGUAGAACAGCAACCAAGGGGAGUUUUCCUCUCAAUGGAACAUACUUUCAAGUUAAUGAGGUAUUUGCUGAUGAUGAGUCUAGCCAAAACCCUAUCCAUGUUCCUAGGGAGUGGCUAUGGCAUCUAGAAAGGCGAACGGCAUACUUUGCAUCUUCAACAUCAGCACUAUUUAGAGGAUUAUCAACUGAUGCAAUUCGAACCGGCUUUAGGGAAGGUUUUAUUUGUGUUAGAGGGUUUGACCGAAAGACAGGGUGUCCCAAACCACUAGUACAAAGACUUCACCUUUUAGGAUACAAGAUGGGAAAGGAUUAG
Corylus avellana is the source of this 3954-nucleotide messenger RNA. The record is from RefSeq and is a predicted model, not a curated record. Lineage: Eukaryota; Viridiplantae; Streptophyta; Magnoliopsida; Fagales; Betulaceae.